UACAUAGCAUGGCAGGUCCACGAGAAAGUUGAAGGACAAUAUGACUUUGAGGGGGGAAACGAUUUUGUUGACUUCACGCAGCUGGCAGGAUCUUUGGGGUUGCUGGUGAUUAUAAGAGCGGGUAAGGUAAACGAAAAUAGAGAAUAUUACAUGGCCGCGCAGGGAUACGAAUUUUAUCUUCGAGUGCUGAAAGUAUCUCUCACGAGUGAGCGAAGCGAACAAGUGAGAGAUACUUUCAGGACGAUAAGAUAAAAUUCGCAUCCCCAAGCGGCCACGUAAUAUUCUCUCUAUAUAAAUGUUCAUUGCUUUCAUUAGCUUCUGUAUCUUCCAUUAAAAAAAGAAGUCUUAUCAGAACCAUGUGACGCUCUCUCGUCAAAAUAGCGCCUGAGGGCACAAAUUGUCCGGGCACUAGUGUUCAAGCAUCAAGUGUAAACUGACGUAAAUAGCCAUAUGUGUUUCAUAGCCAUGAAUGUCUUCUUAUAGCCGUGCGUCGUCUCCGUGUGUGUUCUCUUAUAGCCAAGCGUGUUUUCUAAUAGCUAUGCGUGUCUUCUAAUUGCCUUGCGUGUUAUCUUACAACUAUACGUGUUCUCUUUGCAGGACCUUUUAUCGCAGCUGAGCGAGAUAUGGUAGGCGUGUAACAAAAAUAAAUAUAUUUUUCAAACACUUUAUUUGAACAUUCAAACUUUACGCUUUACUUCUAUUACGCAAUUGCAACAAUUAUUUUCAGGGUGGAUUUCCGCCUUGGUUAUUGAAGGACUACACUGCUAACUACAUGCCGCGAUUCAGAACAAUGAAAAACGCAGGUAAGGGGCCGCAAGUGCAUUUAUAAUUGAAUUUCAUGAGUGUAAUAAACUGUUUUGUUAUAUAGUUAGACAUUUUUCCCAACAGCGAGCGCUCUCAUUGGUUACUUCGAGAUCACAUAACAUCUAACAAUCAAACCGUUUCCCGCCCAAAUCUCUGAACGACAAAAUUGACCACUCCAGAAAUACCAUAACAAACCAUAAUGCUCUUUGUUUGUCACCCCAAAAUUUUGCAUUAGCAUUGUCUUCAGAUUCGGUUGGGAGUUAAAAUGGCCCCAAGGGAAACUUAAAACAAUGCUUAUGCAAAAUUUUGGGGUGACAAACAAAGAGCAUUAUGGUAUGUUAUGGUAUUUUCUAGAGUGGACAAUUACAAAAUCUAUGACGUCAGAGGGUAACAGUGCACUGUUACCCGCGAAUAUCGACGACCGCCGUUACAACGAGGUUUAUUUAAUAUAUUUAGCUUCAAAAUUAGAUUGGUCCCUCGGGAAACAGUAAAUUUUGUUUCCCUCGGUUCCGCCUCGGGAAACAUUGAGAUUAUAGUCUGUAAAUUAGUUAGUUUGGUCGAGCGCUAGCUCGGACAACAUGGAUUCUUGCUCGUCAGUCACUUUGGUCUAGCAUUGCCGUUCAGAGUUCUCCAAUGGUGGGGAACCCGGUGUCCUCAAGCAAAGUGUGUAUCGGGAAACAAAAGUCACUAUUUCCCUCGAGACCUGCAGUCAUUAGGUGUUUAAUGUAUAUAGAUUUAGCUAGGGCUAAAAGUGAAGCUCUCAAUAAUGUUUAUAGUUUGCUCAACAAAAUAUAAAAUCAUGUUAUGCUGAGCGGCGAAGGCAACGAGAACGGUGAAAAAACAACAAUUGGUCUAAUUAGCAAAAAAACAACUUUGCACGUGCAGCACACUGUUUUUGUACACUUCUUUGCCGAUUUUUAGCACGACUACAACUUGAAACUUCAAGAAACUUCCUAGUUAGACGUUUUAUGAAGGAUAUGUCGUACGUGUUCUUGUUCACUUUUUUUUUUUUCACUGCCGUUCAUUUGCGCCUUAGUGGCCGCCAGCAUUUCUUAUUUUCUCACCGCCGCUACAAAAUUUUUCAUAUUGGUUGUCCUUCCUCUCCUUUGUUUUUUAUCUCUCGCUCUAGCUCUCUGUCGCUCUUUUCCUGGUUGAGCUUCUCUGGCCUGUCUCUACUUUCUUUUUUCUCUGUCUUUCUCUUUCUCUAUAUUCCAAAUUUGUGAACGUGACAAUUAAUCUAAUACUCUACAAAACAUGGAUACAGAAACAAUUUCAGCUUUUCGUUUUCGUCUUUAUUAACUCUUCAGUUGUCUCUGCUUCACAAGAAGCGGGUGGCCUUGCGAUUUCCCGCCAAAUAAACACUAGUUGCAUUGAGGGUUGCCAUACCUGUUGAUUGAGUUGUUUUACGUUGAUAUGCCUAUGGUGCGGACGGACGGACGGUCGGGCGUUCGGUCACGUGAUUGCCAAAAUUUCUCAGAUGGGCAGAUUACCACAUUUUCUUAGGCAUGGGGCUAUGCUCGUGUAAGCUUCGCGCGUGCGUGGAGCUCCGCUAAUAAAUUCACAACACCCAACUUCCUGUGGUAAGAUCAGUACCUUACACAUGCGCACAGCCAUAUCACAUAUCACAUGAGCUUUCCCACUUUGGGAACAGGAAGGAAACUGAGCCUUAACUAACUCUCGCCAAGACUUGUGGGACUGCUACUACUAUUUUAUUUUAUUUUAUUUUAUUUUAUUUUAUUUUAUUUUAUUUUAUUUUAUUUUAUUUUAUUUUAUUUUAUUUUAUUUUAUUUUAUUUUAUUUUAUUUUAUUUUAUUUUAUUUUAUUUUAUUUUAUUUUAUUUUUUAUUCUAUUAGCUUCGCCAACAUAAUGUAACUGGCGAAGGGGCUGCCAAGGACAGCUGUUUUUGAUGGUUCACUUAUGACGCACUGGUCGUUCCGCGUUCAUUUUAGACUGUAACCAUUCAUUUAAGAGGCUUAAUUAAAUUGUAAAUGCCUUGUAUGGUUGAAGUAGACUUAGAUACGCUAGCUAGUUUACAGGCACUUUACAUAAAUCAUUUGAUAAGUAACACGAAAAUGUAAUAUAAAAGGAUUCAAACCCUCCAACCGGUAGGAGGCAACCAGCAACCAUACACAAACAUCAUGACCGGAUUUGAACUCGGGACGACCGAGGAACAAAUCGAGCUAGUGGUCAGAGCGGGACUGGAAAUCAGGACCGCUGGAUUGCAAGUUACUUGCUGACCAGUCGGCCAGGAUGGUUUAUAGCUGUAUCAGAACAAAUGAAAUCCUGUAUUUCAAUUAUCUAUAUUAGAUUAUUUUUUUGAGACCAUCAUAGUUGAAGAAGCCGGAGUUAUCAAAGAAGUCUUAAGAGUAGGGUCGAACGAAGUGCCGGAGAAAUCUCUGAUUUCAAAUGUUUAUUUUUCAAAGUGUUUUUCUCCAUUCUCCUUCCUCCUUGUUCUGACAACUAUACAACAGGUGUCGUUAUUUUCAAAUCACUUAAUAUAGUUGGAAUGCAUACCCUUCCAAUAACGUAAUCUUUUUCAUUGUUAUAACAUCAUAGCUUAUAUCGCUGCAGUGGACAGAUGGAUGGGAGUGCUCCUUCCAAAAAUAAAGCCUUUGAUCUAUUCUAAUGGAGGACCCGUUAUUACAGUUCAGGUGAGAAUCAACAACUGGAUACAUUAUGAUUUAAAGGUUACCUACCUACCUGCCUACCUACCUAAGGCUACCUACUACUAUAUUACCUUGCGUAACAGGCGCGUUAGAAGUGAUGUGGACGCAAGAAAGAACGGGACGCAGGAGGCACGCCCCUAAGACACGCGCUUGGAAGCAAUAUGUCUCCGUGGCGUGCCCCGUUCUUUCUCGUACCCAUAUUUCUUUCAAUCGCCUGUUACGCAGGCUACUCUGGGUGAACAUAUAUUUCUUCCUUGGUUAGUUACCGUGAUUGUUUCGUCAUUGCUUUCAGAGGAAAGAAUUAGGGAAAGCUGCUGCCCAAGACAUGUGUGUUGUUUUGUGUGUGUAUGAUGUGAUGUCGUGGAUUAGAGGCCAACAAGACGCGCCCUUUUUACAUUUUAAGGGCGCCAUUGGCAGCCGCUAUCAGUCCAUUUAUAAGUUUACUGUAACCGAUCCAUGCCCCAUGAUAUGAAUGAUGCGUUAUGCGUGAUGCGUGAUGCGUUAUGCUUGAAAGGUAGACCACACCAUUGGGGAAACUUUCCUGCUCUUUUUGAACAGUAGUGUGGGUCCUUUUACGUCCCCUUCGAUUUCACUAAUAACAGAAGGAUAAAGGAGACCAACCUUAACGUCACCGCCUAAUGACGCGGUCAUCUGAACUGAGACAAGGUCUCAAAUCACCGUCACCAGCUUUUUUUUUACACUCUGAUUUUUGUCCGGCCGGGAUUUGAACCUACGACCUCCCGAUCGGCUGACCGGAGCUCUCCCAACUGAGCUAACCUGGCGGCGGUUAGCCUCGGUAUGAUCCUAGCCUUGGUUCUAAAAAAAUCAAAGACAAACCCUAACAAGAGAACAACACAAUGCCUCUUCCUGGAUCAGUUCUUUCUUAAAGCAAGAGAAAAAACCCUCUGAAAGAGGUUGCGUAAAGAGACUAAACACAAAAGGCAGAAUAGCAAAAUCUGUGGCAACCAAAAUCUUCAAGGAAUUUGACUUUGAAAAUUGUUAUAUCUCAGUUACCAAUCCUUGUUUUUUGUCUUUAGGUAGAAAAUGAGUAUGGUAACGUGGAGCAGUGUGAUCAUCAGUACAUGGCUCACUUGAAAGAUCUCUUUUUAAAAUAUCUUGGGAACGAUGUCGUUCUCUUUACAAACAAUGCUUGUAAAGACAGUGCUUUCGAGUGCGGAACCCUGCAGGGGAUGUUGUCAACAGUGGACGGCGGCGGAGGUAAAAUAUCCAUAAAACGUUCUCCCAAACAAAGUAUUUUUUUUCCUUUCGCAGUGAUACAGCUGGUUCGUACUAAACCCCUUUCCGGGUUUUCGGUUCAUUUUAUCACCCAAUCUCUCCUGCGCAGUCUGUGGAGACGGGGUAGCCGCACCCUUAACGCAUUUAACUUCGCAUGCGUAGGCCCAUGUUUUAGCCUGCCUUAGAGUCGAUUCCUUAGGCAAGAAACUUUACUGUAGUUUGCCAGGUGUAUAAAUGGAUACCCGAAACAUACUACUAGGGUAACCCUCAAUAGACUACCAUCACAUCAAGGGAAGAUAGUAUUCGCGGUUUUUGGAAUUUCAGUGCGAUUAUCCCAACUCGCUCACUUUCUCAAACCACUAAACAUCCUGCAGCUGCAUACUGCUAGAACUGGAAUGUCGACUGACAUGUGCUUACGUGAUGAUAGAAGUUAGGUUGUACCCAGACGUUGUUUUAUUUUUCUUUUCGUUAUUUCGGAAAACAUCGGCGAGCGCUCUAGCGAAGCGAGCGAGCGAGAGCGAGCGCGGAGCACGAGAAAGAAAAAAUAUUUUUUCAGGCAGAGGCACCUAAGGCUGCUCGGAAGAAAAAAAUCCGACUACUCCCAAAUCGAGGAUAUCCUCGUAUAACAACUGUAGAUAUUCCCCGUAAGACUGCGUCUAUUUCAUAUUUGAACGCUGUUAUUUCAGGUUUGAUACUAGACAACAUGCAUCCCAUAGUCAUUGCAAUCUCACCCACUUUUUUUCACUCGCGUUAAUCGUUUUAUGUCCUUGCUUGAGUGCAAAGCUUUAAAAGUUAUCUUCUCUUACCACUAGUCAGAAAAUUUAACAGGAUGCUGGUAAACUCUGAAACUGUCAAAAUAAUUCCUUUAUUAUUAUUUUAGGAAAAAAGACAGUGGAGAAAUGCUUGAAAACCCAGCGUUCGUUUAAACCUAUGGGCCCCCUGGUUGACUCUGAAUUUUACCCAGGCUGGAUCGACCACUGGGGUAUGAAAUUCGAGCACCGAGACGCCGAGGUUAUCGCCAACGAUCUCGAUAUUUGGCUGAGCACCAACUACUCCGUAAAUGUCUACGUGUUUCAUGGCGGGACGAACUUUGGAUUCAUGAGUGGUAAUCUGUUCAAAUAUCAAAUCCCUCUAUAAGCACAAUAAACAGUGUGUUUUUUGAUGGCUUUAAUUAUCUAAAUACUGUGAAACCUCCCCUUAGGCAAAUGGGGCUGGCCCCUUACAGGUCGACUGAAUGUCUUGUGUAAGCGUGGAGUUAUUCCAGGUUUUGUCAAGUCGGCACUACCAUAAGCUUUCUACGACGAGGUCCAUUCAGAGAGCUUCGGUUGUAGUUGCUCUGUGUUAUUUAAUUUUGUCCAAAAUUUAGAACCACAUUGUACAACCCCGUUGGCACAUCAUAUAAAAAAGGCUUGUAAAAUGGAAAAGUUGACAAAAUUUUGCCAUGACAUGGUAAAAAAAAGACUUUAAAAUACUUCCCAUUUACAACACCAAAGAAAUCUAGCCAAUAGCGACGUACUCGUGACUUGGGUUUUUGGUAUUGAGCCUUGUGAUUGGCUAAAAGCUAUCCCACCAAUCAGAAGUUAAUCUAAAACAAUUACAUGUAAUUACUUUUAUUCAAAUGUAUAAUCGUGAUGAUUUCAGUGCAGAAACUGUCUUUGUCAGGUGCUAAUUUCAACCCUGGCAACGGCUAUGAGCCUCAGAUAACCAGCUACGACUAUGACGCCCCUAUCAGUGAAUCAGGAGAGCUUACAAAGAAGUACUUUGCUAUGAGGGAAGUGAUAUUAAAACAUCGGGGUCUACCUCCUCUACCUGUUCCUUUAUCCACACCGAAACAAAGCUAUGGAAACAUCUACAUGACCAAGGUAAAGACUUUAAUCUUUUCUUCAAGUGGGACAAAACAGAUUGUAUAGUUUGAAAAACAAAUGGUACCAAAUUAAAGUAGUACCGAUGAGGUUUGGAUUAAAGGGUCACUCACAUAUUAGUAAAUUCUAAAUUCUUCGAGGCAAAGAAACUCGUCUUCUGUUCACUCUGUUAUCAGGGACAAAAGAAAAAGGACUGAAAUACAAUAAUUAAUUCUACAUACCGUAAACCUCCGCCUACGAGCCUGGGGCUUACAUAACUUCGUCAGGAAGCUAUAUAGCAGUGACGAUCAAAAUACUUUUUGAAUUUACUGGCUUUUUUAAGCUUCAAAACGUUGUACAAUAUUGAACUCAUUUCAAUGCAAGCUACAGGGGGUCCUGCAUCCGGGGACUUAAAACUUGAUGAAUUGUUUGGUUUACAGGUAGAUGGGCCUAUAACUGGUGGGGAGGGUGGGCUCAUGAUUUGAGGGGUUAUAAGGGGAAGAUUACGGUUUUAUGAGUAAACUGUAUUCUUUUCGCAUUUUGAACGUAUUCGUCUCUUUGGGCUUACUUUCUGGUAACAAGUCCGCCUAAUAUUUUCCAAGGUGGCCUACUUAUUAGAUGUUGUCCACAGUCUUUCUCCUUUUGGACCAAUCAAAACCGUUCUUCCUAAGACAAUGGAAAGCGUUGGACAAAACUACGGUUUCUUACUGUACCGCACCCAGAUUCCUCAAAAGUUUGCAAAUACCAAUGUAGAACUGGAAAUUCUCGGACUACGAGAUCGCGGAAUUAUUCUGGUUGGCCAGGUAAGAGAGCUAUUUUUAUUUACGAUUUGUGACAGCUUGAAAGAGCUCUCACAUCAACCUCGUACAAUGGGUAGGAGAGAGCCCUAAGAACGAGGUUGCUCUCACAUCGCAUUUUGGAAACAAGAGGGAAACUGGGCCGAGUUAACUGACUUUCGAAAAGACUUCUGGGAUUGUUAUAAGGCCAAGGAAAAAUUUCGUCCAUUUCUGAGUUACCCAGAGCCUCUGUUUCAAAGCGAGGCUAAGUGCGAAGCCGUUGGUAUGAAAAUGAUGUUUUUAAUUCUUAUGCAAAUGAGACUCAUUUUCACAAGAAAGGUUUUGCAUCUAGCCUCGUUUUGAAAGGGAGUUUUGAGAACUCGAAAAUGGCCUGUUGGCCAAUAGGAGCCAACAGCUGAACGAUCAGAACGAUCCCGGAAACAAUUGCUCAACACAUUUCGGCUCCAGUUCUCCUCUCGUUUCUAAACUGUCGUUCACUGCAAAACAAUAUAAUAUGAACGUGAAAUUAUCAAAUUUAGGUUUUUGAGACAAACAUCAAUCCACCAGGAACAUUAAUUUAGAUUUCUCCACCCACAAAACUGCAACGGGAUAAGACUCACAUAACUAAAGUUUCAAGAUGGAAUUAAGGCACAGGCGGCAGCGAGAUUGUAACAAAAAAUUAAAUGAUAGUCAGUUUCUUUCACUGAAUUCAUUUUCAUUGUUUACUUUGAAUGUUUAUCUCGGUAAGGAAGAGAAAAAGAGGAAACAAAAGGUGACGAGAAAACGACAGUUUAUAGGUGGUUUCGUUUUGUGGUUUACAGCUUUAAUACGCCACAGCGGUGUGAAAUAGGUUCAAGCAGCAAGCUAAGAGCUGUAGAAUAUCCUCUUUACCUAUUUUUGUCUGAAAAAGAGAGGAAUUAGAUAUCCUUUUAAUAUUUAGAAGAUCUGCGCAAGCUUUACGGACGAAAUUAUUAUCUUUAGAGACCCUUUUGCUUUGUAGUACGUUAGCAAGUGAAACAAAAAAUAGUUUUUUAAUAAGUUGGGUAACAGUGAUCGGGAACCUCCAUAUUUAUCCUUCGAAGGAGGUCAUUAAAGGAGACGUGCAAGUUUGCAGAGGAUUUCAUUUAUUUCUUUUAAUGUUUUUGCCUUUACACAUAGGAACGCAAGGCUACUUUGAGUCGUGCAAGCUUCAAUAGAACGUCCUUCAACCUAGCAGACAAUCUAACACUGAACAUCCUGGUAGAGAAUCAAGGACAUAUAACAGGAGGCUCAGACAUGCAGGAUCCGAAAGGAAUCCUUGGAAAUGUGACCAUAAACAAGGAAAUUCUUGUCGACUGGGAAAUGUAUACAUUGGACCUACAUAGUUCUCAAGGGUGGAGUGAGGCUUUUAAGAACGAUAACACAGGGACAGCAAGUAACCUUUUGUCCGACGUACCCACGUUUUAUCUUGGCUUUUUCAAUAUAUCCUCCGAUGGUAACCCAGGAGAUACUUUUCUGAAGUUUCAAAAUUGGCAUAAGGUAAUAUGAGCUGGUAUGCUUCUUGAUUAUAUUUUCUUCUAUGCGCUCGAGCAGAGGAGACUUGUUUCCAUAGUGAUCGACUAAUGACCUUAACUUGAAGGCGCGCAUCCACAAGUGCAUCCACACUGGUUUCCAACUUUUUAUAUUUUAAUAAAAAAAACUUUCCAAGUUGACGUUUCCGACGAUAUGCAUGAUUAUUAAAGAAUAUUUUGUGGUACAGGUCUGUUAUGUGCAGAGUGACGUGCCUUAUUUACAUUUUUGAGUAUUAAGCAAACUCCAGAGACACUCGUGUGAUAAAGUUUGCCUUGCAGUUAUUUACAAAUGCGUAUACUACCGUGUACAACAUAAAAUACAGUUGGGGAAUCAGCACCUCCAGCAAGAAAUUUAAUUCUAGCUUUCAAAAACACUGCGCAAACAGAUAUAGUAAGUGGGUCGCUUCCAGUUUUGGCCACAAACUCGGUUCCCAGUUUAGACGCUUCCGUGCCUCUAAAAAUUAUAAUACAAUGAAUAUACAGUGUGUAGCCCGAUUGUUCCUUCGCGUGCCUUAUGUCGGAUCUUUGCUUAGAGAACCAGGCAUACACAGUAUGUAGCGAGCUUGUUCGUUCACGUGGCUUAUGUCGGAUCUUUGCACGAGGCAUACAAAGUGUGUAGCACGCUUGUUCCUUCGCGUGGCUUAUGUCGGAUCUUUGCUUAUAGAACGAGGCAUACACUGUGUGUAGUGCGCUUGUUCCUUCGCGUGGCUUAUGUCGGAUCUUUGCUUAAAGAACGAGGCAUACACAGUGUGUAGCGCGCUUGUUCCUUCGCGUGGCUUAUGUCGGAUCUUUGAUGACGGAAUGAUCCGUUUUUCCUUUAACAUUGGUUGUUCUGAAUCCAAAGUAAUUUUCAUGCGACGAAUAAAAAGCAAACAUGUCAAAUAAAAAUGCUUUACAGGGAGCAAACGUUCGCACCUCGUGUAUUUCACUCAGAACUCCAGCAACAAACACAGUCAACACACAGAAAAGCCCGCCUUGAGCCUGCGAUAAGGGAUGCGCAGAAGCUUGCGCAGAACGUUUUUCCGCCCUGAAUUUCCGAGUUACCCAGAGCUCUUCUGUUUCAUAGCGAGGCUAAGUGCGAAGCCGUUGGUAUGAAAAUGGUGUUUUUAAUUCUUAUGCCAACGAGACUCAUUUUCACAAGAAAGGUUUUGCAUCUAGCCUCGUUUUGAAAGGAAGUUUUGAGAACUCGUUGCCCAAUAGUCGCCGAUAGCUGAACGAUCAGAACGAUCGCAGAUGUGGAUGGUACUGAGAACACGUGAACGCCUCUUUUACGCUUUAUUUCAUCUUACUGUCGUUCACUGCAAAACAAUAUAAUAUGAACGUGAAAUUGUCGAAUUUAGGUUUUUGGAGACAAACAUCAAUCCACCAGAGACAUUAAUUUAGAUUUCUCCACCUACAAAACCGCAACGGGAUAAGACUCACAUAACUCAAGUUUCAAGAUGGAAUUAAGGCACAGGCGGCAACGAGAUUGUAACAAAAAAUUAAAUGAUAGUCAGUUUCUUUCACUGAAUUCGUUUUCAUUGUUUACUACGAAUGUUUAUCUCGGUAAGGAAGAGAAAUAGAGGGAACAAACAGUGACGAGAAAACGACGGUUUAUAGGUGGUUUCGUAUUGUGGUUUACAACUUGAAUACACAGUAACUUUCAAGGAGUUAUAAUAACUCCUCUAGUGGGGCUAAUUUAACCCCUCGCAGUGGAGUUAUUUUUGGGGGAGUUAUUUUAACUCCAAAAAUGAGUUUAAAGAACUCUUUUUCAGGAGUAAAAGUGACCCAAGAUAUUGAGAAGUUAAAAUAACCCCAAAAAAAGGAGUUAUCCUGUACGUAAAAUUUUUACUCUACUUUCAGAGUUAAAUUAACUCCAAAAAGAGUAAAAACAACCAAUGUAAGGAGUAAAAAUAACCCAGUUUCGGAGUUAUUUUAACUCCAGACUGGGAGUAAAAAGAACUCUUAUUCAGGAGUAAAAAUGACGGAGUUAAAUUAGGAGUUAAAGUAACCCCAAAAAGGGUUAUCCUGUACCUUAAAAUUUUUACUCCAUUUUUGGAGUUAUAAUAACUCCCUAAAAAUUACUGUGUACACCGCAGUGAGAAAUAGGUUCAAGCAGCGAGGAACACUGUGAGCUGUAGAAUAUCCUCUUUACCUAUUUUUGUCUGAAAAAGAGAGGAAUUAGAUAUCCAUUUAAUAUUUAGAAGAUCUGCGCAAGCUUUACUGACGAAAUUAUUAUCUUUAGAGGCCCUUUUGCUUUGUAGUACGUUAGCAAGGGAAACAAAAAAUAGUUUUUGAAUAAGUGGGAUAACAAUGAUCGGGAACCUCCCUAUUCAUCCUUCGAAGGAGGAGACAAGCAAGUUUGCAGAAGAUUUCAUUUAUUUCUUUUAAUGUUUUUGACUUUACACAUAGGAACGCAAGGCUACUUUGAGUCGUGCAAGCUUUAAUAAAACGUCCUUCAACCUAAGAGACAAUCUAACACUGACCAUCCUGGUAGAGAAUCAAGGACAUAUAACAGGAGGCUCAGACAUGCAGGAUCCGAAAGGAAUCCUUGGAAAUGUGACCAUAAACAAGGAAAUUCUUGUCGACUGGGAAAUGUAUACAUUGGACCUACAAAGUUCUCAAGGGUGGAGUGAGGCUUUUAAGAACGAUAACACAGGUACAGCAAGUAACCUUUUGUCCGACGUACCCACGUUUUAUCAUGGCUUUUUCAAUAUAUCCUCCGAUGGUAACCCAAGAGACACUUUUCUGAAGUUUCAAAAUUGGCAUAAGGUAAUAUACGCUGAUAUGCUUCUUGAUUAUAUUAGGGACUUUAAGAUCCAACGACGCGGACGGCAACGAGAACGUCAAAAAAACAAUUGGUUUAAUAAGCAAAACAACAACUUCGCACGUGCAUCACGCUUUUUUGUACAUUUCUUUCCUGUUUUUGCACGAAUACGACGUGAAAAUGCCUAAUUUGGCGUUUUAUGGAGGACGUAAAUAAGCAACGACGAAAUUUUAUUUCUCUUUCUGAGCUUAAAUUUGGUCCCUUGAAAUUCAGCUUCAGGAGGGUUCGCCUACAUUUGACAAAGUAAAAAGGGAGGAAUAAUCGCUGUUAAGAUUGAAGGAACGCAAAUUCACUUUUUAAGCGACGUUCUCGUCACCGUCGGGUCUUUAGAUCUUAAAGUCGCUAUUUUCUUCCAUGCGCGCGAGCAGAGGAGACUUGUUUCCAUAGUGAUCGACUGAUGACGUUAACUUGAAGGCGCGCAUCCACACUGGUUUCCAGCUUUUUACGCAGAUCGUAGUAAAUUUUUUUAAAUAGAAAAACUUUCCAAGUUGAAAUCAGGAAUAUAGUCUGGACACGCUUUGUUCCGUAUCCACUACAACACGGAAAUUGACCGUGAUGAAAUAAUCCGCCGAUUUGCAAGGCUUCAUCUGAGGAGAACGGAACUGGUCAAUAUCCUUUGUGAAUGACUCAAAAAAUACGGGGAAGGGGACUUUAGGGAGUUAAAAUCCCCAAAAAAACUUAAGGAGCAGCUCUCGGACCCCCUCAAAAGCUUGCGCCUUAGGCGCUCGUUUAGAAAAUCGGUCAGUAUUAACCCUGGAUCCGCGCCUUGACAGACUCAGUUGAUAUGAUUGGCUGCUAUUUUGGUGCCUUAUGUGAUAUUAUUCAAUACUCAGUAUUUUAUUAAGAAUUAGACGUUUUCAUGAUUAAUAUCGACACAGAGAACAGCUGCAUAGGAAACUAGGUCUAUUUAAUAUCUCAGCGAACCACAAUUGCCCAGGCCAACAUUGUAAACCGGGUCACUUCUGAUAUUUUGUCAUUUUAGGGUCAGCUGUAUGUCAAUGGCUUUAAUCUGGGUCGUUACUGGCCCGUGAAGGGUCCUCAGCAGACACUUUACGUCCCUGGCUCACUGUUGUCUGCUGGAAGGCCAAAUGAAGUGAUUCUCUUGGAGCUGGACAGUGCACCCUGUACGGUCCAUGAAAGCUGUUUUGUGCAAAGCGUUUCAACGCCCAUCCUGGACGGACCCGUGGAUGGGAGCCCUCCUAAGCGGGCGUGAAUUUGAAGGCGAUUUUUCCACAGCAAAUUGGAAGCCAUAAUAAUAUUAUUAUUAAUAACAAUAACAACAAUAAUUAUUAUAAGAAGAAGAAGGAUAAUAGUAAUUGCGAUGAUGAUGAUGAUGAUGAUGAUACCUUAAUUAUAGUCUCAAUUUAG
Molecule: messenger RNA, 13047 nt
Organism: Porites evermanni
Lineage: Eukaryota; Metazoa; Cnidaria; Anthozoa; Scleractinia; Poritidae
Source: the annotation of a GenBank genome assembly